Saccharomyces eubayanus is the source of this 513-nucleotide messenger RNA. It is a transcript of the gene ATG10, whose product is annotated as E2-like conjugating enzyme. The coding region runs from base 1 to 513 and encodes 170 amino acids. The record is from RefSeq and is a predicted model, not a curated record. Lineage: Eukaryota; Fungi; Ascomycota; Saccharomycetes; Saccharomycetales; Saccharomycetaceae. Gene Ontology annotation, molecular function: ubiquitin-like protein transferase activity. The transcript has a single exon.
AUGAUAGAGUAUGAAGAGUGGCAAAGACAACUAAGAUCAUUAUAUGGUUCCCAGAUUUUCCAAAAUUGGGCUCUUUGUCAAGAAAUUCGUCUAGUUGAUGAUAAAAAUGCAGUCUUUCUAUGUUUGAAGCCUACUCACAAGCUUCAAGAAAGCGCUAAGAUUAUAGAAAACAAAUCAUUGGAUCAUAUAGAACUAUAUCUUACGUAUUCAAAAAUUUAUAGUGAACCCUUACUGCUUUUACGAAUAUGGGAAGAAAAAAGUUCAGAAGAUAUAUUAAUGACCAGAUUAAUGUUUCCCUGUAAGGUCGAAUCUUUACUGGGUGUCGAGGGCAAGUUCCAGCUGGGGUUAGACACUUUCAUCGAUAUAGGAAAUACUGCUUGGUACUCUUUCCAUCCAUGUGAUACGUCAAGCAUAGUCGGUGACCAGGAAGCAUUCAGGCCAACUUACUUAAGACGAUGGACCAGUAUUUUCGUAUUUAGUUGGUUAGGCUAUGAGGACUGUAGUUAUACUUAG